AUGAGGAACUUCUUCGGCCACCGUGUUGACAACAUCGACGACGACGGCGCCAACGCGGCCUUCUCGCCGAGAAACCGGCCGGCUGCCGCCCCCCAGCCCAGAUCCCAGAUCCCUUCCCGCCGCGUCAUGGCCGAGCUCGUGCCGCCGACGAACGUCCGGGUCAGCCUCACGGGGGGGCUGGGCGUGCGCAUCACCCGGACCGACCAGCCCGAGGCGACGGCCGAGCGGCGGACCGCGGACCGCACCACCGGGUGGACGUCGACGGCGCCCGAGCAGGCCGUCGUGGGCCACGGCACGACCGAGCUGCUCCGCCGCCAGCUCGACCAGCUGGACGCGCUCGCGCCGGGCGCCCUCGUGCAGUUCGCCGUCCACCCGCUGCACCGCUCCGCCGUCAGCCCGCGUGAGCGCCUCCCGCCGCUGCCCAACCCCCUUCGCCCCCUCGCUCCCGCCCCCGUCGCCGUCGCCUCUGCCGCCGGACAAGAUCGAGGUGCUCAGCAGCAGCCGGUCCCGAACCGGCACGAGAGGCCACGCCUGAUUGUGACCUUCCACACGCGUGUGGGCCCUGUCACUGGCAGAGUGAUCUGCUGGGCUACUCGGGACGAGAACUAG
Messenger RNA from Thermothielavioides terrestris NRRL 8126, 609 nucleotides. RefSeq lists its product as uncharacterized. Bases 1 to 609 code for a protein of 202 amino acids. The transcript has a single exon. Lineage: Eukaryota; Fungi; Ascomycota; Sordariomycetes; Sordariales; Chaetomiaceae. The record is from RefSeq and is a predicted model, not a curated record.